AUGAUCUCUUCUAUUACAACACUAAGGCCUUCAAUCCCUCUCAUCCUAAUAACUUCCUUUCUCCUUCUUUCUUCUCCCUUGUUAGUCUCUUCUGAAGACCCUUAUGUGUUUGUUGAUUGGGUUGUCACUUACUCUCAUAUCUCUCCAUAUGGAGUACAAAAACAGGUGAUCAUGAUCAAUGAUCAAUUCCCAGGGCCAUUACUCAACACUACAACUAAUGAUAACGUCUUUGUUAACGUCCACAACCAACUCUCUGAGCCAUUCCUCUUAACAUGGAAUGGAGUGCAAAUGAGGAAGAACUCAUGGAAUGAUGGAGUUGAAGGGACUAACUGUCCUAUAGCUCCUGGAAAAAACUGGACUUAUUCCUUCCAAAUGAAGGACCAGAUUGGUAGUUUCUUCUACUUUCCUUCGUUCGGCUUUCAAAAGGCGGCCGGAGGAUAUGGACCGAUAAGAAUAAAUAACCGGGAAAUCAUACUGAUCCCUUUUGAUCAACCCGAAGGUGAUUUUGAUGUUUUGAUUGGAGAUUGGUACAAUGCUGACUAUAAGGAGUUGAGGAGUUCACUUGAUGAUGGAGCUAAGUUGCCUGCUCCUGAUGGAGUUCUUAUCAAUGGCCUGCCACAGUAUAAAGCAAACUUCACCUUCCAACCAGGGGCAACAUACAGGCUAAGGAUCUCCAAUGUUGGACUUAAAGCAACACUCAAUUUCCAAAUUCAAGGCCAUAAGUUACUACUGAUAGAAACUGAAGGCUCAUACACAAUACAACAGUACUAUGACACAUUAGACAUCCAUGUUGGCCAAUCAUACUCCGUCCUCAUCACCGCCGACCAGCCGGGGAUUGCCACAUACUACAUGAUCGCCAAGUCUCGCUUCUCCGACGGAGAUAUUCCGGUCACUGGAGUCGCAUUUGUGCAUUACUCCGGAUCAAAUGGACAACCUGUAGGAUCACUCCCUCAAAGUCCUUGCUCUAAUGACUACACCUACUCUAUGAAACAAGCACUUUCCAUUAGGAGAAACUUGACCGCUGGAGCAGCGAGACCAAAUCCACAAGGAUCAUAUCACUAUGAAAGAAUCAACAUAACUCGAACAAUUAUACUUGAAAAUGGUGCGGCACUUAUUAGUAGCAUUACGCAUUACACCGUUAAUGGUGUCUCAUUCGUCUACCCUGAUACACCACUGAAACUCGCUGACUACUACCACAUUCCCGACGUCUUCACUCUCAACGGCAUCCCUGACACUCCAGACGGCCGGGUACCCGUCUUUGGCACACCGGUCAUCGAUGCGCUUUACAAAGAUUUUGUACAGAUUGUGUUCCAGAACAACCAGCCUAUCAUCCAAACAUGGCAUUUAGAUGGCUAUAGCUUCUUUGUUGUUGGGAUGGAUGGGGGUAACUGGGAUGAAAGCAAGAAGCAGGGAUACAACAUGAUGGAUGCUGUUUCUCGUUCAACAAUUCAGGUAUAUCCAUUCUCAUGGAGUGCUGUUUUGGUGGCGUUGGACAAUCUUGGAAUGUGGAACAUUAGAUCACAAGAUGAGGAAAAGAGAUACCUGGGACAAGAAGUGUACAUGAGAGUUAGGGGAGUUGAUACUUCUGUUAUUCCUAAUCCUAGAGAUGAGAAUCCAAUCCCCAGCAACAUCAUCAAGUGUGGCAGAGCAGCCAAUUGAUUAUUUCCUUCA
Messenger RNA from Dioscorea cayenensis subsp. rotundata (Guinea yam), 1671 nucleotides. Its product is annotated as monocopper oxidase-like protein SKS1. The record is from RefSeq and is a predicted model, not a curated record. The coding region runs from base 1 to 1659 and encodes 552 amino acids. The transcript has 8 exons. Lineage: Eukaryota; Viridiplantae; Streptophyta; Magnoliopsida; Dioscoreales; Dioscoreaceae. Gene Ontology annotation, molecular function: copper ion binding; oxidoreductase activity.